This is a messenger RNA of Xylaria bambusicola, 2083 nucleotides long. RefSeq names its product major facilitator superfamily domain-containing protein. The transcript is spliced from 5 exons. Gene Ontology annotation, biological process: transmembrane transport. NCBI's taxonomy places the organism in Eukaryota, Fungi, Ascomycota, Sordariomycetes, Xylariales, Xylariaceae. Bases 121 to 1731 code for a protein of 536 amino acids. Gene Ontology annotation, cellular component: membrane. Gene Ontology annotation, molecular function: transmembrane transporter activity. The record is from RefSeq and is a predicted model, not a curated record.
UCUCUGUUCCAAGGUUAGGGUACUUAAACUAUCUGUCUGACCCGGACAAGGAGACGAGAUUUGACAGCAAGACGGAAGGGACACAAAGAAGAUAAUAUCAGGACGACUCGGCUAGGCAAAAUGAGCACAGCCAAAGAUAUAGCUAGCAGCAUCCACCACGACGAGAGCAUCGCCAAGAUGGACAUCGAGAAGCACGAUGAUAAAGUCGCACAGCUCAUGGGCGGCGAUCGCGUCGUCCUCACGGAAGAAGAUGAUAAGCGCAUCAGGCGGAAAACCGACAAAGUCAUCCUUACCAUCCUGGUAUGGGUGUAUUUCCUCCAGAUUCUCGACAAGAGCGUGCUGGGCUACGCUGCAACCUUUGGGCUCCGCGAGGACACAGGCUUAACAGGCAGCGAAUACUCUCUCAUAGGCUCCAUUGCGCCCAUCGCACAGCUGGCAUGGCAGCCAUUCUCGAGCUUCCUCAUCGUGAGGGUUCCUCACCGCAUUCUAAUGCCAACUCUCAUCCUCGGGUGGGGUAUCGCGUCCGCCGCUAUCGCCGCGUGCCACAACUUCCAGACUCUCCUCGCGGCGCGAUUCUUCUUGGGUCUGUUUGAGGGCGGUUGUCUUCCUCUCUUCUCCAUCAUUACGAGUCAAUGGUAUCGCCGAGCCGAGCAGCCGAUACGUGUUGCGGCCUGGUACGGCACAAAUGGCAUUGCUACUAUCGUGGCAGCUGCAGUGUCCUAUGGAUUGGGACACAUCAACUCUCCUCUUUUAGCGUCAUGGAAAAUCAUUUUCCUCUUCGUCGGACUCGUCACCAUCGUCACUGCGCCUGUUGUUUAUUGGAAGUUAGACAACGAUAUCCUUUCGGCACGCUUCCUCUCCGAAGAGGAUAAGCCAAAGGCUAUUGAGCGAUUGCGCGCCAAUCAGAACGGCAUAGGCACACGAGAGUUCAAGUGGAAGCAGAUUCUCGAGAUGUUCCUGGAACCCAAGACAUACCUCUGGGUCGCCCUCUCCUUGUUCAUCAACGCCGGCGCUUCCGUGACCAAUACCUUUGGUCCCCUUAUUAUUAAUGGGCUCAACUUCGAUAAGUAUAAGUCCUCGUUGCUGAACAUCCCCUUCGGCUUCGUGCAGUGGGUCAUCAUCCUCAUCGCAUCGUGGUUCGCGCAGCGGUUCCGCAUCAAGUACGCCAUUGUUCUGGUAUUCAUUCUACCUGUCAUUGCCGGACUCGCCGUCUUGUACGCCAUCCCUCGCACGGCUGAUAAUACUGCGCCGCUACUCGUUGGAUACUACCUCCUCGCGUUCCUGUUCGGCACCAUCCCGGUCGUGGUUGCGUGGGUGGUAGCCAACACAGCCGGUAUGACGAAGCGAUCAGUGAUCAUGUCCGUUUACAACGGAGCCGCCUCCAUCGGCAACAUCAUCGGCCCCAUCGUCUUCAACUCCAAGGACGCGCCGAACUACUUCCCCGGUCUGCGCGUCGUGCUCGGCUUCUUCGUCGCGACAGCUGCCUGCGCCAUCUUGCAAGCCUUCAAUCUCGCCUUCCUCAACAAGCUGCAGGAGCGCCGGCGCGUGGCGAACGGCAAGCCCGCCAAGAUUGUCGACACGAGUAUGUCGAAUACCUACAAAGAGAUCAGGGCGGGCGACUCUUCCGGAGUCCAGAGUGCCGAGGAGGGCACCGCGGACCAACGCAUUGGCCAGCACGCCUUCGAGGACUUGACUGAUCGCCAGAACGACGAAUUCGUCUAUGUGUUGUAAAAAAAAAAAAAAAAAAAAAAAGGGAAAUGAAAAUCAUGAGCGUUUUGGGUUUACUACAGACCUACUGUUAUGAAUAGCGAGCGUUGUAGUAUUUUAGUAGCAUGAAAAUAGCGUUGCCAAGUUAUAAUUAGGGGGUCAUCACAUGAAUAUACGCCACACACAUGCAUAAUUACAAACUCGGGCUGUGCUACCAAAUACCUGUGGAGAGUAUCGUAUAGGAUAUUAUCAUGUAGAGCCCGUGUCGAAUCCGGUCAAGAUGACAGCACGUCCUAUCGUUGCACUUGAGUACGAGGGAGCUAUCUAUCUUGGCCGUAUGUAUUAUUAUUACAUUACUGGACUGCAAUAUCAGCAC